AUGGAUGGCGCAAAGUACCACAAGCGCAAUACGGUGUACGUACCGACGCAGCAGAAGCGAAAAGCGGACAUCCAGGAGUGGCUUCGCGACAAAGGCAUCGCGUUUGAUGCACGCAUGGUGAAGGCCGAGUUGUUGGAGCUGGUCGCGCGCAACCGGGGUAAGCCGGCCUAUGCGGCGCAGUUGAUCGCUUCAAAGUACGGCCACACUCUGUACUUCACGCCGCCUUACCAUCCUGAGCUCCAGCCGAUCGAGCUCGUGUGGGGGAUGGUGAAGAACCGCGUGGCCCUGUGUCCAUCGAAGAACGUUGCUGAGCUCGAGGAACGUCUAUGGUCGUUGUUUGGUGAGGUGAAAAGUCAUCAUUGGGUGUCGUCCUACCGCAAAGCGCAGGCCUACGAGGAUAGAUACGAGGCACUUGAUGAAGACGUUGUAUUAGUCUCAAGCGGUGGUGAAGAGGAUAGCAACGACGGGUCCUCCAUUGGCAGUGAUUAA
Molecule: messenger RNA, 489 nt
Organism: Aphanomyces astaci
Lineage: Eukaryota; Oomycota; Saprolegniomycetes; Saprolegniales; Verrucalvaceae
Exons: 1
Coding region: 1-489 (162 amino acids)
Molecular function (GO): nucleic acid binding
Source: RefSeq, a predicted model, not a curated record